UCAUACGAGCGACCUUGUCCGGAGCGCGCGCGCGACUGCAGACACCGAGAGAAUCUCAUCUACUGCAUGCUGGCCGCUAGCGGAGCCAUUUUCUCCUGCUAGGAGUAGUAGUAUUCCGUGCCACGUAGGUCCCGUCGAGGUGCUCGUCCCAUUUAGCCCGUGACGUCCGCGAGAUUCCCCUGAUCGUCUCUCAUUCGGCAUCGUCUUCUUCCUCCCACCCCAGGCGUCUGUCUCCUCCUCUCUCUCUCUCUCUCAAGGCACUUCCCCUUCUCCCCACCCACCAACCAACCUCUUAACUACUUCUACUUGGAGCGCAUCGUCUCGCGGCGUCUCGAAGCCGCGACCAACCUCGAGCGUCUCCGCUCCGACCUUCUGAUUCUGCUUCUGCUACCUUACCUACCAAGUUGAUGACUAUAUAGCCACACUGAACUACAAGGAGCGUCGUUCUUCAUCGGUGAAAGAAAGAAACCGGUGUGAACAGAUCAUGAUUACUUACGAGCAAGACGACGACGUGCUACGGUGGAGCUUCAACCCUUUCCAUGAUCCAUAUGCCAACUCCGCUGCGUAUUGCGGAGCAAAUGUUCAGCAUGAUGGAGGCUUCUACAAUGGCUGUUAUGCCAGGGAAGCUGUGGACUUGUCAUAUCACCAGAACGCAGACGAAGAGCAUUUGCGGCUACAAAUGUGCCCCAAUGGAUGGUAUGAUCCGUCCAGAAACUAUUAUUCAGGCUAUGAGCAAGGUGAAGAGGAAGCUGAUGAUACGGAACCUUCCAGCUCAAGUUCAAGCCCAGGGGUAAACCCAUACGGAGAGGAUUUCACGCUCGAGCUUGUCGAUGAUUCUUUUGAAAUAGAUGGCGAAGUUGGGAAACGGCUGAAUCAGAUGGUGCCUAUCCCUCAUGUUCCAAGGAUAAAUGGGGAGAUACCUUCUGUAGAUGAAGCCACAUCAGACCAUCAAAGGAUCAUAGACAGGUUGCGACUCUAUGAUCUUGUUGAGCUUAAGGUACUGGGAGAUGGUAACUGCCAAUUUCGUGCACUAUCUGAUCAAUUCUACCGAAGCCCAGAACACCAUAAAUUUGUUCGGCAGCAGGUCAUAAACCAGCUCAAGUCCCACCGCGAUACAUAUGAAGGAUAUGUCCCGAUGGAGUAUAGUGAUUAUCUAGAAAAAGUCUCACAAAAUGGUGAGUGGGGUGAUCAUGUGACUUUGCAGGCUGCUGCAGACACGUACGGAGUGAAAAUAUUUGUGAUUACAUCAUUCAAAGAUACCUGUUAUAUUGAGAUCCUACCAAAUGCUCAGAAGUCUAACCGAGUUAUAUUCUUGAGUUUCUGGGCGGAGGUCCACUACAAUUCCAUCUAUCCUGAAGGAGAUCUACCGACCUCGGAAACAAAAAAGAAGAAGCGGUGGUGGCGCUUCAGGAAUAAGCACUAAAGAAACCAAAAGCUUACAUGAUAGCAAGUGGAGAAAGAGAAAUGAUAAACGAGGAGGAGCAUUUGAUUUGGUUUCUCUUGUCCAGUUUUCACAAAUUUAUCUUGAAUAAAUGAAGCCUCUCCUUGCCAGUAA
Molecule: messenger RNA, 1555 nt
Organism: Lolium perenne
Lineage: Eukaryota; Viridiplantae; Streptophyta; Magnoliopsida; Poales; Poaceae
Source: RefSeq, a predicted model, not a curated record